AUGGAAAACACAACAACAUUUACAGGAAAGAAUUCUGAGAAGCGAAGGAAAAGUUCAGCCUCUAGGGAUGAGCCUGAGAUUGAAGUGAUUGACUUUAAAGAAAUCUUGCAGGUUAAGGAUGACCAGCAGGUGGAGAAGUAUGUGUCCCACGUGCUUGUCGGAUCGCUUAUAGAUCACAUGGUUUUUAAGAUGUGCAUCUUGGGUUUGAUUAUUGGGAACUCCAUUAUGAUUGCUUGCCAGACCAACCCAUCCAUUGCCGAGACCUAUGAUACUGUGUUCAGUGUGUUUGAGCACAUGGUCCUCACAGUGUUUAUCUGGGAGAUUCUUGUGAAAUGGUACUAUGGGUUUUAUAUCUUCUGGAAGGAUGGCUGGAACAUCCUGGACUUUCUAAUCGUCCUGUCCCUGGUUCUGGGGCCUGCUGUUCAGGCUUUUAUGAGCAGUAAGGUGUUCAGGAUUCUUAGGGUGCUGAGAGUGAUCAGCAGCAUUCGGGGCCUCGCUGCCCUGCGUGGCAUCGCUAUGAUGGUCCAGGUCAUCUUACAGUCCAUCCCAGACAUGGCUAACAUCUUCCUGCUCCUGGUCAUUUUCAUGCUGGUGUUUGCUGUGUUUGGUGUGACGUUGUUCGGGGCCGAUGUCCCGCAGUCCUUCGGAGACCUGGCCACAGCCAUGUAUUCCCUCUUCAUCUGCAUCACUCAAGAUGGCUGGAUGACAAUCUAUAAAGAUUUUCAGUACGGAUUACAGAUCAAAGCCGAAGGUGAAGGCCUCAAGUAUGGGGCUGCUGUCUAUUUCUUUGUCUUUCUGACGGGAGGGGCAUUUAUCUUUGCCAACCUGCUGGUUGCCGUGGUGACAACGAAUCUGGAGCUGGCAAUGACAGAGUAUGAGGACGUGACAGACGACAAGGGAGCAGCACAAGCCUCAACAGAGAAACCCGAAGAGGACCUUGUGAAAGAUCUGGAAGUGGUGCAUGUGGAGCAGGUGAUAAGGGAGACCACUAUGACCUGUUGGCAGAAGCCCCACAGGUUUAGCUCCCUGGAGAACCUCACCAUUGUGUCAUUCGAGCAGUUCUGCAUCGUGCUGGAGGCCAUACAAAAGAACAGGAGGGACUACAGGAUAAUCCGACAGGAGCUGGAUGGCAUUGUUGAAGAGGUCCGCGGGAUCCUGUUCAACCGGGAGCAGGAGCAGGAGGUCAUCAUGCGCAACAAGCAGGUGCCGAUGCUCAAUGAGAACCUCCUGAUGAAUGAAAUCGCUUCUGGGAAGACCGGGGACAUGCUCUCCACGCUCAUGAUGCUGGAGAAGGCCAACAUGAUCGACUCCGGGGGGGCGUCUCCGAGCCUCUACCAGAAGGGCACAGUCCUCCAGUCUGUGAUGAAAGUGAAACGGAUGUCAAUGUAG
Molecule: messenger RNA, 1389 nt
Organism: Polyodon spathula (Mississippi paddlefish)
Lineage: Eukaryota; Metazoa; Chordata; Actinopteri; Acipenseriformes; Polyodontidae
Product: cation channel sperm-associated protein 4-like
Exons: 11
Coding region: 1-1389 (462 amino acids)
Biological process (GO): sodium ion transport; sperm capacitation; flagellated sperm motility
Cellular component (GO): acrosomal vesicle; CatSper complex; membrane
Molecular function (GO): voltage-gated calcium channel activity; calcium-activated cation channel activity
Source: RefSeq, a predicted model, not a curated record